GGCGGCAGCCGCCAUCUUGGGCGCUGGGCAGCGAGCGGCGGCGGGCAGCGGCAGAUGCGCUUCCGUUCUUCCCUGGGUUGUGUUUUUGGAUUCAGUAAAGCUCAGGAAAUGCGGCCCGUGUUUAUCAUCCACUGCAGUUGACUUCUCUCCUCACUAGGAAAUGACUCACUUUUGAUCCCAGUCUCCUCCACGUAAGAUAUGUGAUUCCACGUUCUGUUUUCUACUUGCUUUAGUAUAUGACAAAGCUGCUGUCAAGCUUUAGCCUUAGGCUGCCGAAAUCCAAGCCUGGAACUUUCCCAGAUAGGUCUUCAGCAACAUGGGAAGAGGAGACUAAAGUUCCACCAUGAUCGGAGGCUUAUUCAUCUAUAAUCACAAAGGAGAGGUUUUAAUCUCUCGAGUCUACCGAGAUGACAUUGGGCGGAAUGCUGUUGACGCCUUCCGUGUCAAUGUCAUCCACGCACGGCAGCAGGUGCGCUCGCCUGUCACCAACAUUGCCCGCACAAGUUUCUUCCAUGUCAAGCGUUCCAACAUCUGGCUGGCUGCUGUCACCAAGCAGAAUGUCAACGCUGCCAUGGUAUUCGAGUUUCUUUACAAGAUGUGCGAUGUGAUGACUGCCUACUUCGGGAAGAUCAGUGAGGAGAACAUAAAGAACAACUUUGUGCUGAUCUACGAGCUACUGGAUGAAAUCCUGGACUUUGGCUAUCCUCAGAACUCUGAAACAGGGGCCCUGAAGACGUUCAUCACUCAGCAAGGCAUCAAGAGUCAGACUAAGGAAGAGCAGUCCCAGAUCACCAGCCAGGUGACUGGACAGAUUGGAUGGAGACGUGAAGGGAUCAAAUAUCGUCGCAAUGAACUGUUUCUUGAUGUGCUGGAGAGCGUGAAUCUCUUGAUGUCCCCCCAGGGUCAAGUUUUGAGUGCCCAUGUGUCUGGUAGAGUGGUGAUGAAGAGUUACCUGAGUGGAAUGCCAGAGUGCAAGUUUGGCAUGAAUGACAAGAUUGUCAUUGAAAAACAGGGCAAAGGGACUGCGGAUGAAACGGGGAAAAGUGGCAAACAGUCAAUCGCCAUCGACGACUGCACUUUCCACCAGUGCGUGAGGCUCAGCAAGUUUGAUUCUGAGAGGAGCAUCAGCUUCAUUCCACCAGAUGGAGAGUUUGAGCUCAUGAGAUACCGAACCACUAAGGACAUCAUCCUUCCCUUCCGUGUGAUCCCGCUGGUGCGGGAGGUGGGUCGGACCAAGCUAGAAGUGAAGGUGGUGAUCAAAUCAAAUUUCAAGCCCUCCUUGCUGGCCCAGAAGAUAGAGGUCCGGAUCCCAACGCCCCUCAAUACCAGUGGAGUGCAAGUCAUCUGUAUGAAAGGGAAGGCGAAGUACAAGGCCAGUGAGAACGCCAUUGUCUGGAAGAUAAAACGUAUGGCUGGAAUGAAGGAAUCCCAAAUCAGUGCGGAGAUUGAGCUGCUGCCCACUAAUGACAAGAAGAAGUGGGCUCGGCCCCCGAUCUCCAUGAAUUUUGAGGUCCCAUUUGCCCCCUCUGGGCUGAAGGUGCGCUACCUGAAAGUCUUUGAGCCAAAGCUGAACUACAGUGACCACGAUGUGAUCAAAUGGGUGAGGUACAUCGGCAGGAGCGGGAUCUACGAGACCAGAUGCUAGCCCCAGCAGGCUGGCGGGCUCCCUCUUCUCCAAGCCAUCCUCCGCCUCUCCUCAGUCUUCAAGUACAUUCAGAGAAAGCAUCUGCCUGGCCCCUGUACGCGGAUCAGGAGGCCCUGUGGCUCACCUCGGGAGCAGACUUCCCUGCCUGCGCUCGGUUAGCACCCCCGCUGCAGCUGCAGUUCAGAACCACCCGGGUGUGCGCAGGGGCGCAGUCAGCGUCCUGCUCCCUGUCCCAGGGUGGGGAAGGGCCAGUCUAACUCCCAUCCUCUCAUGAUCUUUCUAGGAAACAUUCACCAUUAAACUCCUCUUCUGUUGGUGUCUCACUACUUGCAUCAUAUCCUAGUAUUUUUGAAGUUCUUGUGCAUAUGUACUCGUAGAAUAGACUUAAACAUAGACUGGACAAAUCUGAGUUGAAGUUACCCUGGCUUCUGUACUAGCUAUUGCUGUUGUGGUAGAUGUUGCUGGCCAGUCUGAGAUGCCUGGGGUGGUGAGUUUGGGCCUCCACCAGAAGAGAUGGUGGGGCUCACCGCAUCUCACCACCACCACCACCUUAUAUUUCUUGCAAAGUCGUCAGUAUAGAGUCCUGCCGUGGGAGGGUUUGUGACCAAAAAAGAUGAGGGUUUAGACUCUUGCUGGUGUGUGUGUGGGUGGCACAGCAUUGCAGGUCCUCGGAGCGCUUACCCCCACCCACUGCUGGCUUGAGCCAGUCUGUCCUUUCCAAACAAAUUGGAAAUGUGGCCCCUCUGUCCCAGGGAGUGCGGGUCAGCUGAGCUCUGUCAGGAUGCAAACAGGGUUUGUCCUCGGGGAAUCUCAAAUGCGGUUGGCAGCAGGAGCCCCCUGCCCCAGCCUGCCCUCUCCACACUUCUCCCAAACGCUUCUGGGCCAUAGGAAUGCUGCUGCUACCCACAGUCCUGCUUCUGGUAGUGUGGUCUCCAUUUUGUACACUUUGUGAUUUGUCCAGCUCUGAAUCUAAUAAAGUAUGUAGAACGGA
Molecule: messenger RNA, 2636 nt
Organism: Columba livia (rock pigeon)
Lineage: Eukaryota; Metazoa; Chordata; Aves; Columbiformes; Columbidae
Gene: AP2M1
Product: adaptor related protein complex 2 subunit mu 1
Exons: 12
Coding region: 344-1645 (433 amino acids)
Biological process (GO): intracellular protein transport; clathrin-dependent endocytosis
Cellular component (GO): cytoplasmic vesicle; AP-2 adaptor complex
Molecular function (GO): clathrin-cargo adaptor activity
Source: RefSeq, a predicted model, not a curated record